AUGUGUCUCGUUUUCAUGCAAUUCUACGUUCGCUUCAAUUCCUCACUAUCCUAGAUCAUGAAGUCCAUGUUAGGUCUCGCCGUUUUGCUUCCCCUCGCUACUUCCGCCGCCUCAGGUAGCCUUCUGCACGAUCGUCGUCCCCACGAACAAGCAAAAUCUGGCGCCCACCAUUCUCCGCGACAGGCUCCUGGUAUCGAUCCCAACUGGGAUCCGCAAGCACAGCCAGACUUCCACCUCAACCCAGAUUGGUCUCCCGAUCCCGACAAUGUCGAACCCAUCUCCCUCGAUGGCGGCAUCUCACCAUGGGACGAUAGCGGCCGCUCGCAAAUGAUGGACUUCCAACCCCUCUGGGUGAACUGUCCGGCCCGCUAUCUUAAUUGUCAUAAGUGCCCUCGAGACUUUCGGUGUCACCUUUCAUCGUCUUCAACAUCAGUCCCCAGCGCGACGCGAACCCCGCAUUCGAAACCACCACAGGGCGAAGAGUUCAACGCGCUCACGGGGCCACAGCUUGUGGGUUUUGGAAACCUCGGCGGGAAGAAAGAGCAGUGCCCGCUGAGAAAGUGUGGUGGUAAGGCGGGCACGGAGUGUGGCCCAGGUGCGAGAUGUUCCAAGGGCUAUUGCGCGUGUCCGGCGGGGUAUAAAGGAGAUAGCGGGAAUGCAUUGCGGGGACGGAGUCGGCCAGAGGCAUUGACAGUGUAUGUGGAUCCUGGAAUUGCAUGCGAUACGCCCUGCCAGGUCUUGUUCUGCCCCGAGGUGGAGAGGGUGAGAGGAUGCUUUGGGGUGGAGGCACUUGCUGGGCAGCCAAGUGCGACGACGCCUGCGAGUGGAAUAGCUCAGAGCACGCCGUCGAUGGGCGCCGCGGGUCAUGAAGAGCCGGAGAGCCAGGGUAUAGCUGGAGGUCAUGGCGUUAUCCAGUUUCCAGGCGUGGUUCCGCAGGAAGGUUCGGACUAUGUCGCGGGCAUUGCGGACUCUGGGGGCAUCCGGGAGAACGUUAUGCACUGAGCAAUGGGAUACCGGGCCUCGAGAAACUGUUUGCGUUUAAUUUAGAAAGCUAGUAUCGUCGAAACAUUAGGACUCGCAUUCCGACC
Trematosphaeria pertusa is the source of this 1088-nucleotide messenger RNA. RefSeq lists its product as uncharacterized. The record is from RefSeq and is a predicted model, not a curated record. The transcript has 2 exons. Lineage: Eukaryota; Fungi; Ascomycota; Dothideomycetes; Pleosporales; Trematosphaeriaceae. Bases 58 to 1002 code for a protein of 314 amino acids.